AUGCCUUUCGGAAUCAAUCCCUUCUCGAAGCAAGACCACGACUUUCCCGGCGUGAUCGUGCCCCUAUCCAAUGCCCCCGCGCAUUCGCAUCCGAACCCGCAAGCCAGCCCCGAUCCGGAGAAAAAAGUAGGCCCUGAUGACAAGACUGAUACUGGGAGCCUCGACAGGGCUCCCUCUGCAGAAAACGGCGUGGGCUCCAUCCACAGUCACCAACCAAGCCACGAUGGGCCUCUUACUCUGGAGAUCCUGCGUGCUGAGGUUGAGAAUGACGUGGUUGCCUCAGGCCAUGACUCCGCCUAUGAUCGCAAAGCAAAAGUGAUUAAUAGGGCCAUCCAAGACAUUGGAAUGGGCCGUUACCAGUGGCGGCUGUUUGCGCUCUGUGGGUUUGGUUGGCUCGCGGACAAUCUGUGGCUCCAGGUACGGCGAUGGCAUUUUCACUUCCUAACCUUGCCCAUAUUUUGCAAUAUUCAUGCUAAUUCCGUAGGGUGUUGCGCUCACGUUGCCCCAACUGACGCUGGAGUUCGGCGUCGAUGA
Aspergillus puulaauensis is the source of this 534-nucleotide messenger RNA. RefSeq lists its product as uncharacterized. The record is from RefSeq and is a predicted model, not a curated record. The transcript is spliced from 3 exons. Bases 1 to 534 code for a protein of 177 amino acids. Lineage: Eukaryota; Fungi; Ascomycota; Eurotiomycetes; Eurotiales; Aspergillaceae.